Molecule: messenger RNA, 1710 nt
Organism: Aspergillus puulaauensis
Lineage: Eukaryota; Fungi; Ascomycota; Eurotiomycetes; Eurotiales; Aspergillaceae
Exons: 4
Coding region: 1-1710 (569 amino acids)
Source: RefSeq, a predicted model, not a curated record
AUGUCGGGGAAUUAUGACUAUCCUCCCGCUUCCCGUCGUACUGCCCGAGGAAGCAGACCCAGCGAUCGUCUACAUCGGCCCAACGCGAACCGUUUACAACAUCUACGGGAUUUAUUAAGUACUGAGCGAAACCGAAGCACUUCUGCUCGAGCUUUGGAAACUCUUAACCAAGAGCUAGAGGAGUCCCGCUCCGAACGCGCCAGAGACCGACAUUCGUUUGAUCAAACCAGAGCAUUCGUGGAUCAGCAGAUUCGAGACCUUCAAAGAGAGCAGGCUUCCAGGGAGGAUCAUACUCAUGGUACGCGGUCAGGGCCGAUACAUCCAGGGUUGCAGAGGCUCCAAAAUCUGGACGCCGUAAUUAUGAAUCACGACCCGAGUCCUUCUGGGACAUCACGGUCAAUCAACAGAGCUUCGAGAUCCCGUGGCUUGAGAAGCGGCGACCGAUCCAGCCGGGGUAGAAGGAAUCGGGAUUCCAUGCUUGAUUCGCCGGUUCCUCUUAUAGAUUCGCCAUCUACCAUGCCUUUGGAACCGGAUCACGACACUCCAACGGACCGAUUGAGGGUCAAGCGCAGAAAGCUCGACUCGGAUGAUAACAGAGAAAGCGUACAAGAUCUGAGAUAUGGCCAAUACGGUCAAGUUGUGCCCGGAACGUUGAAAAUGGAAUUGGCCAGUUGCGAUGGGGGUACUUUCGAACCCGUAUGUGAAACGUCAGGGCCGGAAAACAUCCUCUUGAAUGACUCGUCCGUAUAUUGCACAAAGUCAGACCGCUGUAAUCUGAUCCUGAAACAUCGUGGGGAGGCGCCAUUCUGUCUGAAGAAGCUCGUCAUAAAAGCGCCCAAAUCUGGCUAUGAUGCUCCGAUACAAGCAGGCAUGGUUUUCGUUUCUAUGUCGGCCGACGACCUUCUCGCUCGCACUGCUCAGUACCAGAUUCAGUAUGCCGGCUCUCGGGGUCAUCGUGGUCAUCGGCGCAGCGGAAUGCAGCCGUCUCAGGAAUACAUGAAUUCUUAUCGAACUCCCCUACAGACACUUGAGCGGGCAUCCCUAGCCGGCUUCGACUCUCCGUCGGACUCAGAUACAGACACUAGUGAACCUGCCGGCGCCUCUUCCAGCUAUAAUACAGACCAGACAUCUGAGUUUCAUGUCACUACAGACUAUGACGAGCGCUCUGAUGGUACUGAGCUUGACAGGCCUGGAGAUCACUUCUCCAUACCCCAGGCGCCUGAACCGGGAAGGUUGGGGAGAGUUGGCACGAUGUACCCAAUGGAUGAUGAUUUCCUCUGUUCGGAUACUGGGGACAGCGGCAGUGAUGAGGACGACACUUCUGAGACCCACUCAUACAAUUCACGGCGGCGUGAUCUGCAAAGGCAGGUACGGGCUAUGCGUCGUCAGUAUGCCUUGGAGCAAGAUGAAUUACCGCGGCGGCGUCAUGUUCCAAACACAAUACAACCUAUACCACCAGCUGCCCCCUCGGCGCCGCGCCCUGGACCAACUACACGUUCUACAGGCGUUGGACUAAUGAAACCUCUUACUCAAUUCUUCAUCAAGCGGCCUAAGAGUAGCGUUAGCCUCAAUUUCGAUCCUCCACCAUCGGGCCGUUACAUUCUCAUCAAAUUAUGGAGUCCCUACAAUGCAGGUAACAUAGAUAUUCAAAGCGUCGUUGCUCAUGGUUUUGCUGGGCCAAGGUUCUUCCCCGCCGCCGGGCUCAGAUGA